Messenger RNA from Penicillium brasilianum, 2801 nucleotides. NCBI's taxonomy places the organism in Eukaryota, Fungi, Ascomycota, Eurotiomycetes, Eurotiales, Aspergillaceae. The record is from the annotation of a GenBank genome assembly.
AUACGAUUGGUGUUUAUGCUGAUGCGAUCUCCUUUGCUCAACUACUCCCCCGCAUGCUAGCCAGCUGUAACCCUGUCGGCGCUAUCCGCAAACUGGAUGUUAUAGCCAUCUGUCGUUCGGUAAAUCCGGAAUACUUAGAUGCAAUUUCGUCCGACCUUUUGGAGCAUCAUUGUGAUCAGAAACUUUUCUUUCUGAUUUUAAACUUUCUAUAACCCUUUGCGUUGCACAGAUUCACGAUAUGAGUCAUCCAACAGAGAUGAAGGGUGGUCCGAUAGAGGAUGAUGAUGCGCAGCUGGCGGCCCUGGGCCAUAAGCCAGAGUUGAAGCGUCAAUACUCUAUGUGGUCGAUGCUGGGACUGGCUUUCGCAGUGCUGAACUCAUGGACUGCUCUUUCUGCGAGCUUGUCGAUUAGUCUUUCGUCCGGAGGAAGUACGAGCGUCAUCUGGGGCCUCGUCACGGCUGGAGUUUGCAACUUGUGCAUUGCUGCCUCGUUGGCAGAGUUCCUGUCUGCUUAUCCCACUGCCGGUGGUCAGUAUCAUUGGGUCGCCGUCAUCGCUUGGCCAAAAUGGGUGCCCAUUCUCUCUUGGAUCACGGGCUGGAUUAAUGUGGCUGGUUGGGUCGCUCUCGUGGCUACUAAUUCGCUGCUGUCGAGUCAACUUAUUGUCGGGUGUAUCUCGGCGAUGCAUCCUACUUAUGUGGCUCAGCGGUGGCACCAAUUCCUCAUUUACAUUGGCCUGACACUGGGAGCUUUUGUGAUCAACGCAUUCAUGAACUCUAUUCUGCCCAUGAUUUACCGUGGUGCUUUCUCUUGGUCAAUUGGUGGCUUCGCGGUCGUCUCCAUUACCGUUCUUGCCUGCGCUUCGCCCAACUUCAACUCAGCCUACUUUGUGUUUUGCAAUUUUGUGAACAGCACUGGAUGGCCUGAUGGCGUUGCAUGGAUGCUGGGUCUGCUUCAAGGAGGACUUGGUGUUACUGCUUUUGAUGCUGUGGUGCAUAUGAUUGAGGAGGUUCCAAACCCAUCUAUUGAAGGACCCAAGAUUAUGGUUUCCUGUGUUGGCAUCGGUACUUUCACCGGCUCGAUCUUUUUGAUUGUCCUACUCUUCGUGGCUGGCGACAUGGACCAAGUUACUACUUCUGCUGCCGGUCCGCUCCUGCAGAUUCUCAUCGAUGCCACCAAGAACACUGCUGGCGCGAUCUGCUUGUUGAUGCUACCUCUCGUGUGCUUGAUUCUCGCCAUCCUCAGUGUGAUGACUACUAGCAGCCGAAUGAUUUUCGCUUUCGCACGUGAUGGGGGUCUUCCUGCAUCUCGAUUCUUCGCCCAAGUGCACCCGACGCUCAAGCUGCCCUUGAACGCACUUAUCUUGACUGUAGUCGUUGUCAUUAUUUUCGGCUGCAUCUUCCUGGGAUCGUCCAGUGCAUUCAAUGCUAUUAUUUCCGCCGCAGUCGUUGCUCUUGAUCUCUCCUACGCCAUGCCCAUUCUCGUUAACUGUCUGCAGGGCCGGAGAGCCCUCCCGGAAAGGAAGUGGAAGAUUCCAAAUGCUGUCGGAUGGGUCAUUGAUCUGGUAGGUCAUCAUACUCACCCUGCUGUACAGCCCAUUCUAACGGACAAGAUCUCUCUCGCAUACAUUGCGCUCACGACCGUGUUGUUCGUUUUCCCUCCGUACCAAAGUGUGACUGGCAGUAACAUGAACUACGCUGUUGCUGCAUUCGCGGUUAUCAUUAUCAUCUCUGUUUUCCAGUGGUUCAUCGAUGGACGCAAGAACUUUACCGGUCCCCGUGUUGAUGUCACUAUUGAUGCGUUGAAUAAUGUGCACACGCACGAGGAGGUGCCCGCCAUCCACGAGAAAUAAGCAUGGAGGCAUCAGUUCCCUGUCUCAUCAUCGAAUAGCAGGUGCACGAUAUGAGCUUGGAGACGGCGCGAGACCAAGGGUGUCAUGCACAAUGAGCACAUUCAUCAAUUGGGGUUAUUUUCAGGUGUUGUCACUGUGCAAGAGAAGAUGUAUAUUAAGAAAUACCCUCACAAAAUCCCGGGAAUAAACCGCUUCGUCGACCGAUGCCACUCCUCCCACUCCUUUCCAAAUUUCCCUUUCAGCAUUUCCUCCUCAUCCUUCACCCUCAUGAACAGCACGCAACUUGCACCCGAGAUAUAUGUCCCGAGCACACCCAACCCCCACCCGGACCAUCGGGCCAGCAUGGUCUCGGAAAUCCAACACGCGGGCACCGCAUCCCAUCGAAAAAACAACGACACGACACCAAACCCAAUCACCACCAGCCCGGUGUAACUCGGAUGUUGCAUCCAACCGUAGACACCACUCGUCACCAAGUGAUCUGGGGCCGCGAGAUGAAAUGUGAAGUUGCGACUGAGUCUGCCGUACGCAGCGAGGCGGAUGUAUGCCCCGAGGCAUAUCAGCACGAUGCCCGCGAUCGCGGGGACGCUCCACGAGAACAGCUCCGGGUUGAGAUUGUGCGAUCGCGGACACACCUGCGCCAUUCGCUGGGGCGCGUAAAAUGGUAGUGCGGUGAGGAGGGCAUGGUAUGUGAUGGCAGUGACGGCGAUACGACGGAGGAUCGUUGUCCCCGAGCCUGCGAUGAAGCUGAUUCGAUCUGUUUGGUGUCGGUCUUUACGGUCGGGGGAUGGGUUGGGAGGUGUGGAGCAGAGCGCGCAGAGGUAGCCAGCGCCCAUCAUGGCGACAGCGAGAGCUGUGGCACUUGCUUGAGUCAUUGCGGUAAGCUUAUUGAUAGGAAUUGAGAGCGCCCUGGAUGGUCGGGGUUGCUUUUGAGCUGGUGGACUGACGGCCGUGG